Empidonax traillii (willow flycatcher) is the source of this 4931-nucleotide messenger RNA. Its product is annotated as von Willebrand factor-like. The annotation marks the transcript as partial. Gene Ontology annotation, cellular component: extracellular matrix. NCBI's taxonomy places the organism in Eukaryota, Metazoa, Chordata, Aves, Passeriformes, Tyrannidae. Gene Ontology annotation, biological process: regulation of angiogenesis; blood vessel development. The record is from RefSeq and is a predicted model, not a curated record. Gene Ontology annotation, molecular function: protein binding. The transcript has 25 exons.
CAUUAUUAUUUACAGUUACUUCCAAUUUUUGCAGUCUGUGUGAAGGGAAGAACUUAACCUGUGUAGCCUGUGAGCCCGUGGAGAGCACCCUAACACUGACAACACCUAUUCCAGAGGAGGAUAUUGAGCGACCAGCCAGUGAAUACUCCUGCAGCAAAAUGAUGGACUUGGCCUUCCUGAUUGAUGGCUCCAACAAACUGUCAGAGGAGGACUUUGAACACCUCAAGUCUUUCGUAAUUGGGGUGAUGAAGAAACUCCACAUCUCCCAGAAGAAAAUCCGAGUGUCGGUUCUGGUGUACAGGGGUGGUCCCACAAUCUAUCUCGGCCUUAAGGACAUCAAAACAAACUCCCAGAUGAGAAAAAUUGUCCAAGGCAUAAAAUACACAGGUGAUAAAGAAGCCUCUGCCUCUGAAGUCCUCAAAUACAUCGUGUUCCACGUGUUUGGGAAAGCAGAGAGGACCAAUGCUGCCAGGAUUGCAGUGCUGUUCAUAGCAAGCAAAUCUUCGGGAAAGGUCCGUGGCAUCCUCCAGGUGCUGAAGAACAGGGAUAUCGCAGUAAUUCCCGUGGGGAUCGGGCCCCACAUCAACGUGGAGCAGGUCAAGUUCAUUGAAAAGCAGUCACCACUUAACAGAUCCUACCGAGUGAGCAACGUUUUAGAGCUGAUGGACAGGGAAGAUGAUCUCAUCGACGGCCUGUGCGAGCUGGGACCCGAGGAAAGUUCUCUGUUGCCGGCGACGUCCGCCCCGGUGACGUCCCGUGUCCUGCUUCCCCCUUCGGGACCCACAGCCACACCACCCUCUUCAGCAGAGCCCCCUCCCCGAAAGCUGGACGUUGCUUUUGUUGUGGAAGGCUCUGACAACGUGGGGGAGGAGAAUUUCGGUAAAGUCAAGCAGUUCCUCGAGAAGGUGGUCACAGGGAUGAACGUGGGAUGGGACGAUAUUCACGUUACCAUCAUGCAGUACUCAGAGACUGUCACUCUGGAGUAUUCCUUUAGGGAAAUGCAGUCCAAGGAAAGCAUUAUUGAGAAGGUGAGGGGCAUACCCUACCAAGGGGGGAAGGCUACCAACACUGGGAAUGCCCUGGAUUACGUUUCCAAACACACAUUUACAACGGUGAACGGGGGCAGGCAAGACGUUCCUCGCUUGGUGUAUAUGGUGUCAUCUAGCCCUUCCACUGAUGUUAUCACACGACCCCCCAGGAGCAUAAAUGUCAUUCCCAUAGGCAUAACCCCUGGUGCAGAUAUCCAAGAGCUCAGGAGGAUCAGCCAGCCCAAUAACCCAAUUAUCUUGAAUAGUUAUGACAGACUUAUUGAAGAAGCGCCUGAAUUAGUGCUGCAGUCAUGCUGCUCUCACAGACAUUGGACCGAAAUUACAGAGCUUUGCAACAAACCUAUGGAUGUCCUUUUCCUUCUGGAUGGAAGUUCCAAUGUUGGAGCAGCAGAGUUCGAGGAAAUGAAAAGCUUUGUGCGGGCAUUUAUUGAAAGCGUCGUGAUCGGUGAUACUUCAGUUCACGUGUCAGUCCUGCAAUAUGCCAGGGAAAAUAAUCUAGAAAUCUCGUGGAAUGUGCCUCAGGAGACUGAGAGGCUUGUAGACAUGGUGCAGUCCAUUCAACAAAGGGAGCAAGGUCCUACCAGACUAGGAAAUGCCAUUGAUUUUGUGGUCCAGAAUGCCAUGUCGGAGUCCCACGGGGGCAGAGCCGGCGCAUCGAAGGUCGCCGUAGUCAUCGUGUCGGGGAGGUCAGAGGACUCUGUGGAGGCUGCUGCUCUUUCUGCAAGGCUCAACAGGGUAUCCCUCUUUCCAAUUGGUGUUGGCAACAGUUAUGAUGAAGAGCAGCUAAGGACUUUGGCUGGGCCAUCUGCUGCCACCAGAAUCAUGAAGCUCCAGAAUUUUGAAGAUCUAUCCACUAUGAUCACACUGAGUAGUGAAUUUAUCAAAAAAGUGUGCAUGGACCCUGUCAGAGAAUGCCUGGAUGAGGAUGGAAACAAAAAGAAACCUGGGGAUAAAUGGACAUUACCAGACCAGUGCCACACCGUGACGUGCUUUCCAGGAGAUUACACGGUCCUGGAGAGCCACCACAUCAACUGUGAGAGGAUGGCCAAGCCGGUGUGUCACAGCAACCUCCCCGCGGUGAAGGUGGACGAAACGUGCGGCUGCCGCUGGAUGUGUCCCUGUGUCUGCAUGGGCAGUUCUUCUCGACACAUUGUCACCUUCGAUGGGCUGAACUUUAAGCUGGCUGGCAAUUGCUCCUACACCUUGUUCCAGGACAUGCAGCACGAUGUUGAAGUUCUCCUCCACGAGGGACCCUGCAGAGCAGCACCGAAGAUGAACUGCAUGGAGUCCAUCGAAGUGAAGCACCGUGGUGCAGCUGUUCAGCUCUUCAGCAACAUGGCAGUGACUGUAAAUGGUGAAAGGGUUCGUAUCCCCUACUCUAACUCCUUGUUUGGAGUCACUGUCUAUGGAGCAGUAAUGCAUGAAAUCCAGUUCUUCCAUCUUGGACAUAAUCUCACAUUUACUCCAAUAAACAACGAAUUUCUUCUUAAACUUAACUCAAAGAGCUUUUCUUCAGGAACAAAAGGCCUUUGUGGGGUGUGUGACCAGAACCACAUCAACGACUUCACGCUGCGCAACGGCUCCGUCACCCCUGACAGCAGCGCGUUCAUCCAGGACUGGACAGUGGAAGAGCCGGGGAAGGUCUGUGAGAUCCGCAGGGAGGACAAGUGCUCCGAGCACGCCACGAGCCACUGCCACCUCCUGCUCUCCGACCAGUUUGCCGAGUGCCACGGCGUCAUCUCCCCCAACACGUUCUACGAGGCCUGCAUGGAGAGCAGCUGCUACGAGGACGAGGCCUGUGAGAUGAUCACCUCCUACGCUCACCUCUGCGGGGAGCACGGCGUCUGCGUGCGCUGGAGGGCACCCCACAUCUGCCCCAUGAAAUGUGCCCCGCAUCUGACGUACGAUCACUGCCACAGAGCCUGCGUGAAGAGCUGUGAGAACAGCACCACAGCCAGUGUCUGCAAGGAUCAUCCCACAGAGGGCUGCUUCUGUCCAGAGGGACAGGUGAUUUUUGGUGACAGCUGUGUCAGCGAAGAGGUCUGCACGCAGUGUGUCGCUGAAGAUGGCACGCGCCACCAGCACCUGGAAACGUGGAUUCCUGCCGAUGAGCCCUGCAUGAUCUGCACGUGCCUUGAUAACCAGAAAAUAAACUGCACGGUCCGACCUUGCCCAACUCUCAAACCUGCUCAAUGUGGUCCAUGUGAAAUCCCUCACCUGCGCUGGGGCCCUGGCCAGUGCUGCCCUGAGUACGAGUGUGUCUGUGAUCUGGUUUCCUGUCAUUUGCCUCCUGCCCCUGUCUGUGAGUUUGGCCAGCAGAUUGCUCUGACCAACCCCGGAGAGUGCAGACCAAAUUACACAUGUGCCUGCAACAGGGAAGCGUGCAGCUCGAUUCCCAAACCCUCCUGCCCACCCCAUCGGGAGCUGACUGUCACCAGGACCGAGUGCUGUGACAAAUACGAGUGCACCUGCAGCUGUAGGAACUCGACAGUGAGCUGCCCCCUGGGAUAUCUCUCCAGCUCUCUCACCAAUGACUGUGGCUGUGUCUCCACCACCUGCGUUCCAGACAGGGUAUGUGUGCACAACAACAUAAUCUACUCUGUUGGGACGACCUGGGAAGAUGGUUGCAGGGAAUGCUCUUGCACUGGUGUGAGGGAUGAUGUUACGGGACUUCAGAUGACGGAAUGUCGUGACAAAGCGUGCAACACGUUCUGCUCUCGGGGCUACAAGUACGUUGUCCCGGAGGGGGAGUGCUGUGGGAGGUGCCAGAAGGUGGCCUGUGAGGAGCCGCGCUUUCGGCCCCGGGGUGAUGCUGACCCUCCUUUGUAUCAGGUCGGCUCAGAGUGGCGAUCCCCCUUCGACCGCUGCGUUAUCAACUCCUGUGUCCAGGUGAACAACGAGGUUUUUGUGCAGGAAAAGAACGUUUCUUGUGCUCAGAUGGAUGUGCCUGCCUGCCCAGAGGGGACUGAGCUGCAGUGCAACCAAAUAAUAGACUGCUGUCCUUCCUGCAGAUGUGUCCCCCUGAAUGGUUGUCCUUUGAAUGGCACCGUAAUUGGGGCCGGGAGGCGCCUGAUGGUGGAUCAGUGCACCACGUGCGACUGCUCCUUCCAGCCAAUGCCUCGGAAAUACACUCUGAGAUGUACAAAAGUGAGCUGCCCACCGUGCCCAGCGAAUUACAGAAGGCAGGACAUCCCUGGCUCUUGCUGUGGAAAAUGUGUGCCAACUUCCUGUACCAUCAGGCUGAGAGAUGGAAGGAUUCAGUAUCUUCAGCCAAAUGAAACCCUCCAGGAUGGCUGUGACAGCCACUCCUGCAGAGUCAACGAGAAAGGGGAGUUCGUCUGGGAGAGGAGAAUCACGACCUGUCCUCCAUUUGAUUCCAGGAGAUGCUUGGCUGAAGGAGGCAGAAUUGCAAAAAUUGGCACCACCUGCUGUGACACAUGUGUGGAAGUGGAGUGUCGGCCAGUAAGUACCAGGGUGCAGUACGGGAACAUCAACGGAUGUGUGGCUGAAAGGGAAGUGCCCAUUUCUCACUGUGAGGGCAAGUGCAGAAGCAACACCAGGUACUCUCUGGAGACAGAGAAGUGGGAAGACCUGUGCAGCUGCUGCAAGGCCACUCAAACCACCCUGGUCACCAUCCCGUUCCGAUGUGCCAACGGGACCGUGGUGCAGCACUACAUCCCCUCUGCCUCCCAGUGCGAAUGCUACUCUAAGAAGUGUACAGAAUGAGCCCUUCCCAGAAGCCCAGCUGUUUAAUCUGAAGUUUUAUCCUGAAGGAACUUCACGAUGCAAGCCUCGUUUUCUCUGUAGACUGUCUUAUCCUGUAGAAUCCUGACUAACUGAUUGUAUCAACACAGCAAACAAUAAAAACUUACUAGCACGACA